Symbiodinium necroappetens is the source of this 3999-nucleotide messenger RNA. The record is from the annotation of a GenBank genome assembly. Lineage: Eukaryota; Dinophyceae; Suessiales; Symbiodiniaceae.
GAAGCAGAAGCUCGCACAGAUGCUGCAGCACAGCUUCAGGCAGCCAUGGCUGCGGCGGAUGCAGCGCUACAAAGCACGAUGCCAGAAGAGGGGCUCGGGUCUGCUAUCGAGGAUCUAGGACGAGCUCUACGGCGGGCCGAGACCUGCGAGGUCUCUCCGGACUUGGUGCAGCAAGGCCGUGACAAGCUCGAGGAAUGCCAACGGCGGCUACAAACGCUGGAAGCUGGCCGAGCCGAAGCUGCUCUGCUCGAAGCGAUGAAGGGCAGCGACAUGUCGCAGCUGGAGCUCGCGAUCGACAGGGCCAGCUCUGCUGGCGUCAGAGCGGAGGUGAUUGACCGUGCGCAAGAGCAUCUUCGUGGUCUUGAGGCAAAGGAAGAAGCAGCUCGGGCGACUCUGCUGGCUUUGAACGAGCUCCUGGCGGCCAUGAAGCUGUCGGAUCUGCACGCAUUGCAAAAGGCUUUGGAUGCGGCGAAAAGUGGUGGCGUUAGUGAUGAGAUUUUGCUCCAAGGUGAGCAGAAGCUGGCAUUCUUGUUGGAACAGCAGGAGGCGGAGGCACAGCUGCUGAAGGCCAUCACUGGAGACAUGGCAACACUGACGGCUGCCCUGGUUCGCGCAGAAGCCGCCAAAGUUGAUGGGCAGGUCUGCGCGCGCGCACGGGACGCCCUGUUGCGCAUGAAGCGGUACGAGGCGGAGCACGCGACGGAGGAGCUCAUCGCAGCCAUGGCCGGCGAAGAUGCGAAGGCCCUCGAGCUGGCUUUGCUCCGAGCGCGGGAGGUCGAGGUCGACGCCAACCUGAUCCAGGAUGCGGAGGCGGCGCUGCAGGACCUCCGAGAGCUUGCGCAGCAUGGUCCGGAACGCCGCGAGGCAGAAGCAGAACUUCAGGCUGCCAUUGACACUGGCGACCUGGUGCUUCUGGAAGCUGCGCUCGCAAAAGCGCGGGCUCUGAGGGUCUCAGAGGAGGUGCUGCGAGCCGCUCAAUCCGUGCUGACAGCUGCUGAAGCGCAGUCGGACCUCUUCAGAGCCAUGGAUGGUCGCAACAUCCAGGCCCUCAUGGCCGCCCUGCAGCGAGCGGAGACUGCUGGUGUGGACGCCGGCUAUCUGCACAUGGCUCAGGAACGAUUACGUGCUCUCCAGGAGGCCCAGGCAGAUCACGCAGAGGAUGACAUCCUGCACACUUUACAGCAACGUGAGCAUGACUUCGACGUACCGAGGCGACCUUCGCUUCACCACGCGGACAGCUCCAGCCACACGUCGCUCGAUGCCAGGCCACCACGUGCAACAUACAUGACUCAGCGCAGCGAAGGCUCUGUCGAAGGGUCAGGGCCAGAGGGAAGACCCCAGGAGCAACAGCAAGGACAAAAAGAAGGCUCCAUUUCGGCCGUCGCUUAUGGGUCAGACCCUCAUCGAUGGCGGCACACUCAUGCUUUGGAAAUCUGGGCAGUCGAGUGGUCCUGCUCCCAGGCCAGCCUCCACAGAUCCACCAGCAGGAGAGAGGCCCGGCUCUUCCGAGCAGGCUGCCGAGAACUUCCCGGGAUCCGGCUUCAGGCAAGCGGAUGCCAGACCUGGCUCGGCGUCGAACACAAGGGGACCCUUGCCCGAGCGCCCCCGCUCGGCUGCAGCUACGCGGCCCCCGCCCAGCCGGCCGCUCUCGGCGAAACCGCGGUAAGGCUGCAGCUGCUCGCACAAGACCUGCACGCAGUUGAGGAAAAACGCUUCGCCUACACGACACCCAAGAGCUUCCUGGAGCUGAUCAAGCUCUACUCCGGCAUGCUCGGGAAGCAGGUCUUUGCCCUCGCGGACAAGAAGUCGAGGUUGUCCUCCGGUCUCAUCAAGCUGCGGGCCACACAGGAGGAGGUGGCGAACCUGGAAGAGGACUUGCAGGAAAAAGCCGUCAUCGUGAAGGAGAAAGCUGAGAAAGCCGACACAUUUGCAGAAGAGGUGGGCCGUGAGAAGACGAAAGUGAAUACCGAGGCGGAGAAGGCCAACAUUGAGGCUGUGAAGUGCGCCCAGAUUGCUCAGCAGGUCGCCGAGAAGAAGGAAGACUGCAUGCGAGAUCUCGAUGCUGCCUUGCCGCUGGUAAACCAAGCCGAGGCAGCGCUUGAUGUGCUGGACAAGAAGGAGUUCAACGAGUUGAAGGCGCUAACGCGGCCGCCAGAUGAUGUGGCAAAAGUCUGCGAGACUGCGUUGCACCUGCUGGCGGGCAUCGAUCCUGCGAUUGAGACGGAUAAGAAGGGCCGAGCCAAGGACAAGACCUGGAAAGGAAUACAGAAAAUGAUGACCAACCCGGAGAAGUUCCUCGCUCAACUCAAGGGCUUCAAGCUCGUAAUUGACGAGGGCAAAGUUCCGCCGCAGAACGUCGAAGAGGCCCGGAAAAUCAAAGAUGGGCUCGGUGAGGACUUCUACCCAGACAACAUGAAAAAGAAAUCCCAGGCAGCUGGAGGCCUCAGUGAGUUUGUCAUCAAUAUCAUCAAGUACUACGAUGUGGUCUGCCAAGUGGAGCCCAAAAAGAGGUCGCUGCAAGAGGCCACUGAAACGUUGGAGAAAGCCAACGAACGUCACAGAGAGGUGACAGGGAUGGUCAAGGACUAUGGUCGACAGGGACGGCCUGCAGCCGUGUCCAGCUUCGCCAUGUCCCGUGCCGUAUGGCGCCCUUCGGCCCUGGCUGGCCUUGGUCUUCUAGCUCGCUCUUGGAGCGUGUCCUUCCUCGCACCCUUGGAUGCUCCGAGACUGAACGCUUCUCCGAGAUCAAGCACUGCAUCAGCUCUUUCAAGAACUUCCAGAUUUCAAGGAAAGACCUUCUCGCGGUCCUCGGUCACGGCAGCGUGCUUGCCAGAAACCUUUGUGCCUCCGACGCGCGAUGGCAAUGAAGGCGUAUACGUUUCUGAAGACAGCUGUCUCGCCGAACUCGCCGGCAGCAUCGAGAACCUGGGGACGUGGCAGCAUUGGUAUCGACCGCCGUGGUUCCUCAAGCAGGGCGAUCUCAUGACGCUUUUUGCCGCCUUGUGCAGAUCAUCUGCAGACCUCACCUUCAAGCGCCACAUCAUAACAACCAAAGACAGCGGAGCUCUGGCAUUGGACCUCGUCGUGAAGGACAGUCGUGGCAGAACUGCGCCCGGCAUCGCCAGCCAAGCUCCUCUUGUGCUGCUCCUUCCAGGGCUGGGCGGGAGCAGUCAGGGUGGCUACGUCAAGAAUAUGGCCAAUAAGCUGACCAGUUCCGGUUUUGCGGUCGGUGUUCUCAACAUGCGCGGCUGUGCUGGCUGCUCCCUUCGAACACCGCGCUUUUUUUCAGCCUAUCGAGGGUCCACAAAUGAUGUGAGAGAGGCUGUCGAUUAUGUGCGAAGCCAUCUCGUCAAGCCUUCUCAGAAGGAAAAGCCCGUCUUUUUGCUGGGUUGGAGUUUGGGAGCCAACAUCCUGAUCAACACACUUGCAGAACAGGGCCGUGACACCCGCUCGCUUAAAACGAAGUCCUUCGUCAAUGGUGGAGUGGCUCUCUGUGCCACUCACUGUCUGGUUCGUUGUGGUCAACAGGCCCGGGACCAUUGGGUCACAAAGUACGUGUACAGCCGUUUUGUGACACGAAACUUGCGAAAUUGCUUACAGCCGCUGUCUCGCUAUGGUGGACCUGUACCAGGCUGGAAUGGAACCGACAUGCGUGUCGACAGUCUCAGACUGCAGUCAGCGCAGGAGGUUUUCGACAUAGAUGAAGCCCUCAUUCGGCGCAUGUUUGGGUACAACUCAGUGGAUGAAUAUUACUACGAUGCCAGCUCGUGUCGCCGGGUGGAACAGGUGGCUGUGCCGCUGUUGAUGGUUAGUGCUGCAGACGACCCCAUGAGCACCGGAUGGGUUCCUUUCGGCAAGGUGCGCGCCAAUCCCAACAUCAUGCUGGCCUACACAUCUCAUGGAGGACACCUUGGUUGGCAGGAUGACUCCAAUGCGUUGCGGUCCGGAUGGGUGGAAGAAGCAACAGCUGCUUUCCUCCAGAAGCUCAAGACGCCCUGA